Molecule: messenger RNA, 1357 nt
Organism: Cucurbita maxima (winter squash)
Lineage: Eukaryota; Viridiplantae; Streptophyta; Magnoliopsida; Cucurbitales; Cucurbitaceae
Product: probable xyloglucan endotransglucosylase/hydrolase protein 33
Exons: 4
Coding region: 150-1091 (313 amino acids)
Biological process (GO): cell wall biogenesis; xyloglucan metabolic process
Cellular component (GO): apoplast; cell wall
Molecular function (GO): hydrolase activity, hydrolyzing O-glycosyl compounds; xyloglucan:xyloglucosyl transferase activity
Source: RefSeq, a predicted model, not a curated record
CCCUGAACUUUUUGCUCAAAAACAGAUAUUAAACAAGGGACGAGCCAUCAGCCAGCUAUUAAACAACUAAGAAAGUUUCUUCUCUAAGAAAAACUUACAGUAUAAAGCUGAAUUGUAGUCAUCUCUUUGCGCAUCUGGGUUGUUUAACGAUGGAGAUUUCCAGAGAUGUAAUGGAAUUGCGCCUUUUGAGCUUCAUCUUUUUGUGUAUGUUGUUUGUUGUCCCUUCUCGUGGCAGAUUUACGAGAUAUUACACGCCUCCAAACGUCCCACGUUUGACAGAUCUCGUUCCUCGUGUCUUGAUUGACCAAUGCUUUGCUAAAUUGUUUGGGGCUUCAAAUAUGCAGUUGAUGAACAAUGGGUCCUCUGUCAAUCUCACUCUCGACAAAGUUUCUGGUGCUGGUCUGGUCUCCAGAAACAAAUAUCAUUAUGGAUUCUUCAGUGCUUCAAUUAAGCUUCCAUCAGGUCUCACUUCAGGGGUUGUGGUGGCUUUUUAUUUGUCGAAUGCAGAUGUUUAUCCCCAUUCUCACGACGAGAUAGACAUCGAGCUACUUGGACAUGACAAGAGAAAAGAUUGGGUUAUUCAAACAAAUAUCUAUGCCAAUGGAAGUGUCAAGACUGGAAGAGAAGAGAAAUUCUACCUGUGGUUUGAUCCCAGCUUGAAGUACCAUGAUUACACCAUCAUUUGGAACAAUUAUCAUACAGUGUUUCUGGUGGAUAAUAUUCCAGUAAGAGAGCUACGAAAUUCUGCAGCUUUCUACCCAUCAAAGCCAAUGUCAGUUUUUGUCACAAUAUGGGAUGGUUCAGAAUGGGCAACUCAUGGAGGCAAAUACCCAGUUGACUACAAGUAUGCACCCUAUGUAGCUUCUUUUGAAGAAAUGGAAAUCAAUGGCAGUAUGACAACUCCGACAGCCACUGCUCCUUCAGGUUCUAAAACCAAUGUCUCCAGCCCAGAUACUCUGGAGCGGCCAGAAUUUAUCAAGCUAUCACAGCAGCAGAUAGAGGCGAUGGAUUGGGCAAGGAGGAAGCUCAUGUUCUACUCCUAUUGUAAAGAUACAUCUAGAUACAAAGUUAUACCACCAGAGUGCAAAUAAAUGUAUUUUUUGCUAUUUCCUACUUAUCCACUAGGAUUCUUUCAACAAAAAUUUGAAGUUACAAAAAAAAGGGUAUUGUGGCCUUGUAUACCAUAAUGAUUAGUGAGGUACACCUACGUAAGACAUGGGAUGGGAAGAGAAGUAAGAUGUUUGUCUUUGUGCCGCUAUCUUGUUUUUUUAUAAUUUUUUUGAAAAAAAGAAAAGAAAAGAAAGAUCCUUUCCCUUUCAGUGUAUAUGAAAAUAAAUGUGCUGGCUUAUUUGGUUUA